This is a messenger RNA of Euleptes europaea (tarantolino), 1052 nucleotides long. RefSeq names its product Yip1 domain family member 3 (gene YIPF3). The record is from RefSeq and is a predicted model, not a curated record. Bases 27 to 1052 code for a protein of 341 amino acids. Gene Ontology annotation, cellular component: Golgi apparatus. NCBI's taxonomy places the organism in Eukaryota, Metazoa, Chordata, Lepidosauria, Squamata, Sphaerodactylidae. The transcript is spliced from 9 exons.
GCUCCCCCUAAACGGCAGGUGGGAAAAUGUCCGGCCCCGGGACCGCCGCUGGAGCCAGAGGACAGAGGAGUGGGGCCGCGGCGGAGUGGGGAGCCUUCGAGGACAACGUGCAGGGUGGGGGCUCUGCUGUGAUUGAUAUGGAAAACAUGGAUGACACAUCUGGUUCCAGUUUUGAAGACAUGGGUGAAAUGCACCAACGCAUGAAGGAAGAGGAAGAGGUGGAUGCAGAGGCAGCCGCUGCCGACGAGGAAGAUGGAGAAUUCUUGGGAAUGAAGGGUUUUAAGGGACAGUUGGGUCGGCAAGUUGCAGAUCAGAUGUGGCAGGCUGGAAAGAGACAAGCCUCAAAAGCCUUCAAUCUGUAUGCUAACAUUGACAUUCUCAGGCCCUACUUUGACGUUGAGCCAAUGCAAGUUCGGAACAGGUUGCUGGAGUCCAUGAUUCCGAUGAAGAUGAUUAAUUUUCCACAGAAGAUAGCUGGUGAGCUUUAUGGUCCCCUCAUGCUGGUCUUUACCCUGGUGGCUAUCUUGCUGCAUGGAAUGAAAACAUCUGAUACCAUUAUUAGGGAAGGUACUCUGAUGGGUACAGCCAUUGGUACCUGCUUUGGUUACUGGCUAGGAGUUUCCUCCUUCAUCUACUUCCUGGCAUACCUAUGCAAUGCUCAGAUCACCAUGGUGCAGAUGUUGUCACUGUUGGGGUAUGGCCUUUUUGGGCAUUGCAUCACCCUCUUUGUCACCUACAAUAUUCAUUUUCACUCCCUCUUUUAUAUCUUCUGGCUGGGCAUUGGUGGGCUGUCUACACUACGCAUGGUUGCUGUGCUUGUGUCACGCACAGUGGGACAUACUCAACGACUUAUCCUUUGUGGAGCUCUUGCUGCCCUGCACAUGCUGUUCCUCCUUUAUCUGCACUUUGCUUAUCAUAAGGUUGUGGAAGGCAUCCUGGACACAUUGGAAGGACCCAACAUCCCUCCCUUUCAAAGAGUUGCCAGAGACAUUCCCGCUGUUUCCUCUGCUGUACUGAACACAACAUCCAAAACAGUUGCACUGGCCUUGUAG